This is a messenger RNA of Leucoraja erinaceus (little skate), 4647 nucleotides long. RefSeq names its product POU class 4 homeobox 3 (gene pou4f3). Lineage: Eukaryota; Metazoa; Chordata; Chondrichthyes; Rajiformes; Rajidae. The coding region runs from base 474 to 1481 and encodes 335 amino acids. Gene Ontology annotation, molecular function: RNA polymerase II cis-regulatory region sequence-specific DNA binding; DNA-binding transcription factor activity, RNA polymerase II-specific. The transcript has 2 exons. The record is from RefSeq and is a predicted model, not a curated record. Gene Ontology annotation, biological process: regulation of transcription by RNA polymerase II.
UGUAAUUUCAUUCUUAUGCUGUGCCCAAUUAAUUUUUUAUUUACAGUAGCAUGCGUAAUUGUCUAGCAGAAAAAAAAUGGCUUGACAUUAAAAGUUUGUAACCCUUUCAUUUAAAAGUUUGCGUCCUUAUUUUACCGGGACCCACCUGCUUUACUUUAGAUGAGAAGCAAAUCUUUCCCAUAAAAUCUGACUCUGUGGCCGGGGCCAUGGGGGGAGAGACCGCUGCCGGGUGUUUGCGAUGGGAGCUAGACAGGGUUCUUUGUGUAGGUGAACGCGAAAAGGUUUUUGACUCCUCGGGCUAAUUUCCUGCUUUUGUGUGGCCGCAGCACGCCUGCGCGCUGCUAGCAGUUGUUGCUGGUAAGAUGAGUAAGGAGCAGGUGGGGGAUGAGGCUGUGUCAUUGAAAUAGCUGGCAGGAGCAAGCGCCAGGCAGUAACGUCUAUGUCAAGGCUGUCUACCUGCAAGGUGUGCAAUCAUGAUGACCAUGAACGGCAAGCAGCAAUUCAGCAUGCACCCAAUUCUCCAGGAGCCCAAGUACCCGGGGUUACACUCUACCACUGAGCACAUGAGGAGAGUUUGCUUGCCAACCCCACCGCUGCAGAGCAAUAUAUUCGGCGGAUUUGAUGAGUCCCUGUUAGCCCGCGCUGAAGCUUUGGCGGCGGUGGAUGUGGUCGCUCACAGCAAGAGUCACCACCACUUCAAGCCGGACAUCACCUACCAUACCAUGAGCAGCGUCCCCUGCAGCUCCACAUCCACCCUCGCCAUCUCUCACCCAUCCUCGCUCUCCUCUCACCAUGUCCACCCGGGCCACCAGAUUUUGGACACCGACCUGCUGGACAUCUCCCCGAGUUUGACAGGUUUGGGUGGUCCAGACCCGACCUCCAUGCUCUCCUCACAAGCCCACUCUCACAACCUCAACGCCAUGGGAAACCUCCAUCAAGCAAUGUCCAUGGGCCAUCCACACUCCUUCGCCACCCACAACGGCAUGCCGUGCCUAAACGACAUGGAAGCGGACCCCAGGGAGCUGGAGGCUUUUGCCGAGAGGUUUAAGCAGAGGAGAAUCAAGCUGGGAGUGACACAGGCUGAUGUUGGCUCUGCCUUGGCCAAUCUGAAGAUCCCCGGGGUGGGUUCCCUCAGCCAGAGUACCAUCUGCAGGUUCGAGUCGUUGACUCUCUCGCACAACAACAUGAUUGCGCUGAAGCCCGUGCUGCAGACCUGGCUGGAAGAGGCGGAGAACGCGUACAGGGAGAAGGCGAACAAGCCGGAGAUGUUCAACUCCAGCGAGAGGAAACGCAAGCGGACCUCCAUCGCAGCCCCGGAGAAACGCUCCCUGGAAGCUUACUUCGCCAUCCAGCCGCGUCCCUCCUCGGAGAAAAUCGCAGCGAUCGCAGAGAAGCUAGACCUGAAGAAAAACGUGGUCAGGGUCUGGUUUUGCAAUCAAAGACAGAAGCAAAAGAGGAUGAAGUAUUCUGCAAAUCACUGACUGCGUGCAGUUGGAUGGCAGGAACAAGCAGGGAUCUUCAGUGUCUUCGCUAAGGACUUAAGCCAUGGACUUUAGAUCAGACUAACUUUCUCACACUUUUAUCACAACAAGCUCAGAGGAAGCCCCCACGCCGGGCUGUAACAAGGCCAUUCUUGGAGCCUUCGAAGGAAGUCCUUCCGUGCAGUCGCUUUGGUGUGAGUGUUCACUGUGGAACAGACACCUGCCUUGACUGGCCGCUGCUCCCCACACGCCUCUGCCCUGGAAUCAAUGUUCUAGAGUCCUUCCGACCACGAGCAAGAUCCAAGAAAAGCUACUGUCAACCCCCCUGUUUCCACAAACAAAAACAAACGGAAAGUCUCAGAGUCAUCGUGGGAUCACGAGGUUCCGGAUGCUUCAGUGAAAUUGAGUUUCAAGCCUUCCGUUUUAUUAGUAUCCUUUAGCUAUUCCGUGCUGAGAUAAUUGCACUGGUAAAUUAAUAUUUAAUGUUAUUUAUUUCCUGAGUUAAUAAAACAAACCAAGAGCUGCGAGAAUAACACAGUGUGUCUGUCACACCGAAUAACCGGGACUGGCCCCUGCACAAGUCCUCUGUGUGAUUUCGCCUUUUAUUUCCACUUCUCCUUUCGCCAUUAAUUUUACAGCCUCGCCUUCUCGUUUAACGAGUUGCUGACAAGCUUGCAUGAAUAUUGCAUAGCGAGACGUCUGCACCCCCCAUCUCUCCGAGGCUCGCUCGGUCGCUUCUCAUUUCAUUACAUGUGAUCUCUCUGCGAACUAAGAUGGACAGUGAAUUGCGGGUUCUGGUCGCCUCGGGCACGUGUUGGUCCGGGGGAUUCCGCAGCCUCUCCACUGUGUCUAUUAGAACGACGCUUGCUCUUCUCACACCGGGUUGCCCGACCUUGUAAAACGGAUUUCCAGAAUCGAGCUGCGGGCGAUUUGUUGAAACGGUUGCAUAGACUGUUACUGAGGAAAGGACAAGAUAUCCGGACAAGGUAUGAAGAAACGGUUGAACAUUGUGCAUUUAAACAUCGGACUCGACUCCCAUCCAGUUUCUAGUUCUCUGCAACUUCAGUGUGUGGAGAUAUGUUUGAUUCAAUGAUGGGUGUGAUUCGGGUCUACUCGGUUUCGACACGGUUGAUAGUUCAACCGAUUGAUCUAUUUGCCACGUUAAUUAAACUACAAUAAAGUUAAGGCGAUCACUAUAAUUCGAAGCCGAGUCGCGUAUAUUAUCAGCAUAAUAUUCAAGUCGCUUUCUGCAUACGCGUAGAUUCGCCUUUAGAGGUAUUCUGGUUGUAUCCUAUGUUCCAAAAAAAGGUCCCACAAAAGUGAAACAAAACACUGGCAGGGCGCCAUCCAUCACUGAAAACCCGCCGGUUACAAUAUCUGACGCCGGAAUCUAAUGGAUAAAAAUAAUGAUAGGGUAAAACUUUAUAUUUUUUAAGAGAAUUGUGUCUGGUCUUUAUUACCUGCAAGCCAGAUUUUCUGCUUCCGCUGGGGUUGGUUUGCAAAUAACCUAUAAAGUAAGGACAGUGGUACACUCAAGGGCGCUGGACUUUAAUUUACCCUUUGAAUCUGGGCCUUUACAAUAAAAACAGAGGCGUGUUUGUUAUUUAGACGAUAUUGUACAUAAAUAAUUUAUUGCAAAUCAUACCGAUAUUAGCAAUAACACUCUCAACUUCCAACACCUUAUUAUAAUCUUUAUUUAUUUUUUCUUGUUUGAGCGUGUGCGGUCUUUAUUCUGAAGAAAAUUUCUUAAAAUAAAAGCUUUAUUAUUUAAAUUACAAAAGAGGUGUUCUUGUUAUUAUUAUCUGUGUUCCUUUCUACGUGGAUUUCAAUGCACUUCUCUGCUCACCAACCUCGUUUAAUUUUAGCCACCCAGCACUCGAAGGACUGUUAUAGAUUACUUAAUUUAAAUAAAGGUAAAGUAAGUAAACAAGGUUUGGUGUGCUCGAGAAACAGGACUACCUAAUGGAGGGAGGACACGUUUCAGUUUCCCGCCAAAGUCAUGUGCCUGCCGCCAAGCUUUCAAGAACAUUAUUUGAACACAAGUUUUGCGUGGAGAGUCAGUCCACUGUUGACAGGCGGUGAUAGGCGACUCGCUUUUUACAGGUAGUUUCAAAGACUGGCAACUCUGAAAUGUUCCCCGGAUUCCUGUUCGCACCUGUACUGCCCCAUACACCAGCCCAAUCCACCCGGCCACUGUUUCUCGAUGAAUAACCAGCAUUGUUACCCCCUGAAGGUUCUCUUUCCUUUUGCCCCUCUGAGGCGCGACAUCAAAGUGACACAACACAAAAUAAAAGUAUAGUUUGCCGUCAUUCGCCUCAAAAACAUGGCGCGAACACUCAAUAACCUUGUGUUACCUUGUGCGAGAUUGCCUUUGAGUCCCCAGUUUGUGUUGGUAGAACGUCAAUGAUUUUCUCUCUCCGACGGUUCUACUGACAUUUAUUUUGCUUGUAUUAAUUUUCCGAGUUCCGUCCUUUUAAGCAUCAGAUUGACCCUCAGUAGAUACUAUGGAGAAUCACAGACAUUGCCAGAAUCUAAAUCCCAAUGUGUUUGAUUGGAACCGAUACCGGGUUCAGGGAAUGAUAAUGCCACCCAGUCUUUGGUAACCUUGGGGCAUGAGAUUCAACCCGCCCAUAAAAUCCAAAAUGUUGAGAAUUCCCUGAAUAAUAACUAGUGAGCCUGUUUUCCUCGUUCAUUAGACAUCAAUUUAUGCCCAAAUGGAACGAGAGAGUCACACAUAUAUUGGCAGAAAGAAAUAGCUAAAACAAAGAGAAAGGCAACCUGGAGUUUGUUGCCCACUACACCCGGUCUCCUGCAUCAGCUGACAGACAAUCUUGCCACUGUACGGGCAAGUGGAAUUGAAACCUCCGUCAUUCUAGUGGCUAAACCCGGUUCCAGAUAUAAUACAUUUUAGGCAACUGAGCUCUGCUGGAGUUGCUGAAGGGUUUCUAUUAACUGCGCAAGUUUCAGCGUCCACAGAUCUCUUGUGUCCAUUUAAAUUAUGCUUCGACUUGGUCCAAUCUUUCUCUCUACAAGGGAUGGACAAUUGCCGUGGAACUUUCAUAAAACAAACAAGGGCGUCUGCAUGCAAUGUCUCUCUGUUGAGUUUCUUCCGAAGGCACCAUUUAUACGAAGAAAGCUUUCUGGGUCUACCAUGUAUCAGUUGGGA